Messenger RNA from Tarenaya hassleriana, 1247 nucleotides. RefSeq lists its product as uncharacterized. The record is from RefSeq and is a predicted model, not a curated record. The coding region runs from base 389 to 1141 and encodes 250 amino acids. The transcript is spliced from 2 exons. Lineage: Eukaryota; Viridiplantae; Streptophyta; Magnoliopsida; Brassicales; Cleomaceae.
ACUAAAUAUAGAUCAGAAGCCGUAGCUGAAGGCUUCCAGACGAUCCAAACUUAGGUACUCUUCAUCAUAAGAUAGGCUUCUCCACCAGAAGUAAGUAAACUAUUCAUAGUAAAUCCCAAACAAAACAAAAAUCUUCGGUUUUGUUUGUUUCACCGAUCAAUUCAGGUUUUCAGCUCAGAGCUGUUCUUUCUCCUUCGUUUCUGGUUUUGUUUCUUAUAUCUCCUGGACGUCUGUCUCGUAUGAAUCCCGGCGAGUUUUGGCCCAGCAACUUGCAAAUGAUGAUGAACCUUAACCAUUCUGAUCCAAACCUGUUCGUGUUCGAAGUUUUCAGGCCUUGCCUGAAUCGAUAAAGAUCGAAGAAGGAAAAAAGGAAGCUUUUUCGGAGAGAAUGAUCGAUCAGUCUAGCUCUGUGACGUUCAUCUACAUAGUUGAAAUCGCAGAGAAUCCAAAAGACGAUAGGAAUCAUCACACUGUGAAAAUCGACCUCUCGGGCUGGUCGUUUUGGGGCAAGAAAGGGCUGAAAACCCUAGAAGCCGACGGGACAAGAAUCGAUGUGUACUGGGAUUUCCGACAAGCCAAAUUCUCAAACGUUCCGGAACCUUCCUCGGGUUUCUACGUCGCCCUCGUGUCCCAAGACGUCGUCGUUCUGACAAUAGGCGACUUGGUGAACGAAGCCAUGAAGAGAACGAGGAAGAGACCCUCGGCCAGGGAAGCUGCCUUGGUGUGCAAGAAAGAGCACGUGUACGGGAAGCGCGUGUUCUACACGCGGACGGCCUUCGACGGGACGGGACGGAGAGAGCACGAGGUGGUGAUAGAGACGUCGUUGUCAGGGCCGGAGGAGCCGGAGAUGUGGAUAACGGUGGACGGAGUGGCGGCGAUGAGGGUGAUGAACUUGAACUGGAGAUUCAGAGGGAAUGAGGUCGUGACGGUGAAAGAAGGUGUUGCCGUGGAGAUCUAUUGGGAUAUUCACGAUUGGCUGUUCGGGAGUUGCGGUUCUUCUUGUGGGUUGUUUGUCUUCAAGCAGAAACUUGUGUCUGAAGGUAGAAGUCUUAGCUUUAAUGGCGGCGUCGAUGAAAAUGAAGGCGGCGAGGAUUCCUUGUCGGAGUAUUGCUAUGUUUUGUACGCCGUGAGGGUCGAUUAGUUCUACGAACAUGACUUUUUUUAAAUAAAAAAAAUCUUUGAUGUUUCUGUAUGGAUUUGUUAGAACAUGGUAUCGGAUUUUUUCCCCCUUUGGUUACCAAUUUUAC